This is a messenger RNA of Hymenoscyphus albidus, 3027 nucleotides long. Lineage: Eukaryota; Fungi; Ascomycota; Leotiomycetes; Helotiales; Helotiaceae. The record is from the annotation of a GenBank genome assembly.
AUGGCUUCCCUUACUAAACGAGAACUGGACUUUCAAUCACGAACCUUCGAGUAUCCAGGGACAGAACUAGGAGCCAAUGAAGCUCAGAUUCGCCUUCUUGAAGUUCUUCCAGGCCAAGGAGAAGAUCCAGUACGAUGUAUUCUUACAUCUGUCAAUUUUGAUGCGACCCAUGAAGCUGAUGCCCUCUCUUACACAUGGGGUCUUCCACCAGCUGCGAAUAUCAUCUUCGUCAACGAUGAACCUUUCCGCAUCAGGAACAAUCUAUUCAAUGCCCUUCUUCAUUUAAGGCAGCCUUCCUCUGGAGUCAUGUUAUGGGUUGAUGCAAUUUGUAUUAAUCAGUCCGAUAUUGAUGAGCGAAACCACCAAGUCCAACGAAUGGCCGACGUGUUUAGUCGUGCGCGGAGAGUUUUGGCUUGGUUAGGACCAGAGACAGAAAGUAACCGAGAAGCGUUUUCCUUUCUUUCGCAAACCUACCUUCGGAGUCCUUAUAACCGCAAAGAGCUAAUGGAUGAUCCUCGUUGGGUUGCCUUCAAGGACUUGUGCGAAAUUGAGUACUGGAAAAGAGUUUGGAUUGUACAAGAGAUUUGCCUUGCUUCACGAGCUGUGAUUUGUUGUGGCAGGCAACAGAUUCCAUGGAAAUAUCUUUCUGAAUUACGGAAAUCUCGCAAGCAUAUUUGGCCUCAGUAUUUGUCUUCUGGAGAACGACAAUUCAUGCGUAGUCUCCCAGCCCGACUUGACCAACAAAAAGAAGCCCGUUCAAAUGGUGGUUGCGUUCUUUGGACGCUUCUAGAAACGUUCAAGGAUUCUCUGUGUCAGGAAGUCCAUGACAAAAUUUAUGGAUUCAUGGGACUUUCUACUGAUUGUGGUGGUCGAGGUCUUACGAUUGAUUACACGAAGUCUGUGGAACAAAUCUACCAAGACGUUAUUUGCUUCUACUAUGACAAAUUUCGACAAGAAUCUUCAUCACAUUGCGCAGCUCAACUGAUGAAACUCAGCGAAUUUCUUCAAGCGCUUCUAGGCAAUCAUCCUGCAGAUGGUCAUGGUAUACAGAACCUAGCCCUAGAUGAACAAGCUGGGCCAGCCCCGUCGUCCUUUGUCUCGAUAUCAGCAUGCAAUGUUUGGACAAUCUUCAAAUUUCCGUACUCGGAUUCCGAUGAUGCGAAACUAUACGGAGUUUCUGAUUUGAUCGAUUUUCUUGACGGCAAAAUACCCUAUUCUCACCUAGGAUACUGGCGAGAUCUGGUAGAGUCUGAUCUGAAAGGCAUAGGUGAAAUAAGAGAUUCUAGGGUAUAUGCCACAAUCAAGGGCGUGAAAAACCCAUUCAAUAUAGUUCGGAAGGUUAAGCGUCCUUCUGUUUUCCUUGCCACACAAUUCGACCACGGCACCGUCAAACACGGCCAGCCAUAUGUCCUUGGCAUUGCUCCCAGUGACUCACAAACUGGAGAUAUUGUAUUGAGUUUCGUGGAUACCCAAAUCUCUUUGAUUAUGACACGCUCUCAACCUGAAAAUUCUACCACGGCAGACCCUCAGAUUAAUGUUGAAGAUAACAAGUACAUACUUAUCGGACGUGGCUGCAUAUUUAUGUCCCAUAGUAAGAGUAAGCUUCCCUUUAGGAGCCAAUUGACCGCCGAGAAGUAUGUCGAAGUAGUCAGGACAGAGUACGCUCUUACCGAAGCAGAUACGCGAAGUGAUCCGUUUCCGGCAGUUCUAUACAUCAAUCUCUCAACUUUACAACUCGUUAGCACAUCGAACACAGAUCAAUUAUUGUCUGGAUUCAACGAACACACUUUUGAUUUGUUCCCUUCCGAAAGCCCCGAGACCGCGUCGACGACAGAUAUUUACGCACAUAAGCUGCGGAAGGUUGCUGAUGACCUGGAGCUGCUAAAAAUGCAGGAAGACCCAGAGUUGAAGAGAUACGCGCUUGGCCACGGAUAUACAGCAACCACGAACCCAGGCGCUAUCGGCUACGUUAUCUCUUCGUUACAGAUAUUUUACAUCCUAAAAGCAUUCCGAACGGUAUUCUUACUUUGGCCCUUUCCUGUGCAAAGUUACUUAUUUCAAUUAGGCAGUAUUGAGUACAGAAGAAACUGCUACCUAUGGUUUGCUCAAUGAGCUUCAGAAACUAUUUUGAAAGCUUCAUACUUCUCAUCUUCCCGUAGACUCUAUGGGUGUGAUAGCCACAUUUGGAUGGGGAGAGGAGGAGAUCAAUGAACCACAGGACUUUAUGGAGUUCUGGAGAAAGCUUAUUUAUAGAAUUGAAGAAACAACAAUCGGUUCUGAGUCAACAUCUUUCCAAACGGGAUCAAUGGCGACUUAUUAUCUUGAAUUAGGAAGCGCGAGACAUGAGCAUUUCUAUGGUACUUCUGAAAAUUUCUUGUUGUCACCAAGAUCGUUACUAAACUUCGUAGAUAUGAAUUUCCGCAUGGGCUUUGGCUUGAAUCGUUUGGAAGACUCUUUAGAAGACUGUUUUGAUAUGGAAGAUACUCCAGACAAAAGGUUGACUCUUACGAAACUACCCGAAGUCUUGAUUCUGCAUGGAAACUUCUGGUAUUAUGAUGUGGUCUCUGACAGUCUGGAAAAGGUAAACUAUGUCCUGCAUAUACAGUAUGGAGCGCUUCGUAUUUCUCUAACCAACUCUGAUUAGUCGACCGAAAGAUUCGAAUUCAGCUCCGAGUUAGAUCUCGCAAAGUAAACAGAACCGUUUGUUACUGACGCACUUUAUCAGCUACACGGGUCAGUAGACUCCCCCCUUUUGCCCACAUGUAUAUCGCUAAACGUAAUUCUCUAUCUAGAGUUGUAGUACUCGAAGAAGUUAAGCCGGCACCACGGUACCUCCUUUAUCUACGCCCUAACACCGAGGAACAGUGGAUACUUUUCUUCAAGGAGACGGUUUCUUACGCGCAACGCAGUGAGGUCUUUGAGGACAACUUUCGACUUGAUAAUGAGAAGACGAAGAAUGCUCCGCUUCGAACGCCAUACGUUUUUGUUUACAUACUGAAGUGGAAGCUUGAUAAAUAUUUGGUAUGA